AAAAUCCAGCAAGAUGAACAAUUUCAAUCGAAAUAAUGGCCGUAAUGGCAACAAUUACAACAACAGCAACAACAAUAACACAUGGAACAAUCACCAAGGACGCAACCAUAACAAUGGUGGCUACAAUGGCGGCCAUAAUUUCCACCAAAAUGGUGGAAACGGCUGGAACCAAAGCCUGCGUCCAAACUACCCUACCAACGAUGAAAGUUGGUUUGGGGAAAAUCAGAUGUAUGGUGAUUAUCGAGGCCCAUCACAAUAUGGUGGAUACCCACCAUUCACCUAUGGUGAUUUUCAAGGUCCAAACAAUCAAGGAGGCUAUUUUCAAUUUGGACAGAACAAUGGCCCACCGAUGGGUUAUGAUUCACGCUACUGGAAUGAUAGUAGACAAUACCAAGGCCCUCCUCCAAAUGGCUACUACUCUUCACAAGAUGCUAGAUCUGGUAAUGUCCCACCGAUGAACCAAGAUGGUGGUAGACAGAAUCAGCGGAACAACAAGAGAACUCGUGAUAGCACGAGUGAUGUUGCUGAACCAGCUGCCAAGAAAAACAGGAAUCUACUGAAAAAGGAGACUACUUGUGGAAACUGCUAGAUGAUCGGCCAUCGUGUCGUACACUGCAUUGGACCAGUUUCAGCAGCAGGGUUUAUUAUGGGUUGCGGAUUUUGCAAUGGUGAUAACCACAUCAGCGAGGAAUGUGAACUUUACAACGUCACAAAUCCAGAAGACCUAGACAAGUCGGCGAAACUAUGCCUUGAAGACAGAGAAAAUCUGCCACCUUUGGCUUGCUCUAUAAACCCAUUGAGGCACAGACUUGCCGGCGAAGGGCAAAAGUACGAAGAGAAGCUUCCAUUGACUACGGAUACUGCCAUUGAAUACCAGAUUGCACACCCAAAUUACUGGCAACAUCACAAAUACAAGGAGGGAAAUAAACAAAAGGAGAUAAUUUGUGAGAAAACAGACAACAAAUGGGGAUAUGAGGCACAAACUGCUGAAGAUAGUUCAGAGUUGGAAUACCCCAACUUCUGUACUUCGAUUAGAUCAGUCAAAUUUCCCGCUGCUUGGAAACCCGCUCCGAUCACACAAUCCAACCAGGAAGGGAGAGGCAGACGAGAUGAUCCAGGAAACAAUAGACGUCGGGAUCGAAGCCGGGGAAGAUCACGAAGCCGGGGAAGAUCACGAAGCAGAGGAAGAAGCAAGUCAAGGAAUCGCGGAGACGAGGGGACUCAGAGUUCUCGAAAGUCGAUCAGAACCAAGGAAACCGAUACGAGUAUGGUCGACGCCCUCCCGCCAGCUCUAGUAUGCACAAACUGUGGGAACUCUACGCAUGGCGGGAAAGAAUGCGCCGCAGCCUGCGGCUGCUGUGGUGAAGCUGGCCACCAGCUGGACGAAUGCCCUCGAAUAAGCAUCAAAUGCGUUUGUAAAGCUGUACCAGGACAUCUCAUCAUGGACUGCAAGCUACCCUGCAAUGGAUACUUAUGCAUAAACAACAAGGAAAAAUCCCAUCAUUAUUUGCUUAAUUGCUUGACCAAAUGCUGCGUCUGUGGUGCUAAUGGGCACAGUGGGAAAAGCUGUCUUAAAGCAAGAAAUGGCUGCAAGGUGUGUAGAAGUCAUGACCAUGUCACAGCGAUGCACACAAAAGAUGCCAAUGACUUGCACUGUACGUCAAGGUCAUGCCCUAUGUUCGCAUGCAAGGAACACUGCCAAAAAUGUGGCUUUGAAAACCACCACACAAAGAAUUGUGCAAACAAAGUUUCGGGAAAUGUUGUUACUUGCACGGGCAGACAUAGCUCGAGGUUCGGCAUUGCCACUCACUGCGCUGAGUGUGCAUAAAAGCGGGCGGCGAAGAAAGACAGAUCGUAAAAAGAACUUAGGAGUUGCGGAAGGGGAGGGGCUUAGGGAUGAGGCUUAG
This is a messenger RNA of Sclerotinia trifoliorum, 1907 nucleotides long. The record is from the annotation of a GenBank genome assembly. NCBI's taxonomy places the organism in Eukaryota, Fungi, Ascomycota, Leotiomycetes, Helotiales, Sclerotiniaceae.